Zea mays is the source of this 1475-nucleotide messenger RNA. RefSeq lists its product as uncharacterized. Bases 93 to 815 code for a protein of 240 amino acids. NCBI's taxonomy places the organism in Eukaryota, Viridiplantae, Streptophyta, Magnoliopsida, Poales, Poaceae. The transcript has a single exon. The record is from RefSeq and is marked validated.
GCGCACACUGCGCGCAAGCCACGCGGCGUGAUGCAGUUGCGGGAGACGUCGAUCCGGUUGCGGUGUGUCUCGCACCUGACAACGACGGGUACAUGGUCCAAGACAACACCUCCUUCUCUAAGCCCGUCGGCCGCUUGUGCUGGGUAGAUCCGCUGCUCGCCAAUCAGCACAAAAAGGUCCGCGACGGGCUCAUCGGCGGGACGGAGCUGUCACACACAGUCCGCCUCCUCCACUGCUCCUUGUUGUCGCCAAACCAGGCGGAGGUGGUGGAAUCGUUUGAGCUAGAGUCCGCCCCUCCUCCUCCCGUCAUCUACGACUGUUACGUCGAGCUGGGCUCCUACAGCAUCAUCCCGUCGCUCUUCUGCGCGGAGCAGGCCAAAGAGGAUGAGGUAUCCGUCGACACGCCCACCAAGUGCUCGACGAUGGGUUUCCACGACAUAACAACACCACCAUUCAGGCCCUCUUCACCACCAUGUUGUGGCUGCACGCGCGAUCCUCCCGCUCGGUGCAGUCGUUGUCCUUGCGGCGUGUCGUCGGGAUCGCCCAGACGAACGUCUGACUCGACGCGAGCAUCCCGGUGGCCAGCUCAUGGAGCGGGAUCGUCCCCAGUGAGCACGGGCUCCCGAAGUACCCGUACACCACCGACCCUUCGUACUGGCCAUCGAGCAUCAGCUAUGUGCGUGCGGCCAACAUCGCCUGUCUGGAGCAGCUCGCCAUCGAUGCUACAGUGUCCGUGUGCACAACUCCCGACGCGUCGCUCCCCUCCUACAUCAACACAGCUCCAUCUCAGGUUUCCUGUAUACUGCAGUUGGUGAUGCCCAAGGAGGAGGUUCCGAGCACCUUGCCCAACAGGUGUUCGCUGAAUUGCUUCAUCAUCAUACAACGUUGUUUCUCGCCUUUAUUCCAUUGCAGCAGGGAUGCAGUGUCGCUCCCCAACCGUGUCGCGAGCAUCACCGACAUCCACAUCGAGGAGGACAGCCCUGUGUGCAAGCUUGUUGUUGAGAUCAUGGGUUUCUCAAUUUUUGUUGCACGACUUGGAUUACCAGGUGUUGACCUCAUCUCGUACAGGGAUAUGAUUAAUCAUGGGCAUCUGAUCACUGAAGCAAUUUCAAUACCUAUGAGCGGUGAUGCAGAUAAUGGUUACGAAAAUUAUAUGCAUGUUAAGAUGAGUGAAAGGAUUUAUUAACGCUGGUUUUGCUGGAGUUAUUGCCAUCUCAGUCAAGAACAAGGAUGGGCCAGAGGGGAUAUUUACCAACAGAAAAGCUGUCGAAGCCCAUCAGUUCACAAUGCAUGUGAAUUUUGAUAGGUUUUCUGUAGGCAUUUUGGUUGGUGAUGAGCUGGUGGUCACCGGCAUGGGCGCUGACUGUCAUAUUAUCACCUCCUACUACAGGUGGCCUUUUGGACAGACUGGUCAUUUCUCCCCAUGUAAUACCCACUUUGUAGGAAAAUUCUAAAAAGAGAAAUUAUAUUACUUU